CAAACAACAUCAGAACAACGGCGACUAUCAGCUGCUACGGUCCGCAUAACGACAAAAUCGCGUUAUAAAAUCUCACAGAAAAAUCACUUCCAGCUCAGUUAAGUUCCAGUAGCGUUUGAGCGAAUAACGAAAAUUUUUUGAAAAAAAGCCAUAUAACAAUAAAAACAAAACACUAAAAGAAAGUAAUUAAAAAAAAAACGCGUAAACGAAACAUUCCUUUUUUCAAAAAGUUCAAACGGGCUUCUACAACCUUUUUUCACACCAACGUUAACAUAAAACAAUAAAACAGUAUGUCGAACAGAAUUUUGGAAGAUUCUCCCAAUGCCCAUAUUAACAAAUCGAUUUUGGAUCGUUACCUAAGUUUGCCCCUCAAAGAGAAUAUUGUACAGGCCACUUAUGUAUGGAUUGAUGGUACUGGCGAAGAUUUACGUUGCAAAGAUCGUACACUGGAUUUCAUACCAACCAAACCAAGUGAUCUUCCCGUUUGGAAUUACGAUGGCAGCUCUUGCUAUCAGGCCUUGGGCUCCAAUUCGGAUACCUAUUUGCAUCCCGUAGCCAUUUACAGAGAUCCCUUCCGUCGUGGCAAUAACAUUUUGGUCAUGUGUGACACCUACAGAUUUGAUGGCACUCCCACGGAGACCAAUAAUCGCAAAACCUGUUUGGAGGUGGUCAACAAGUGUUUGAAUGAAGAGCCCUGGUUUGGCAUUGAACAAGAAUAUACAUUCCUCGAUUUCGAUGGUUAUCCAUUGGGUUGGCCCAAGAAUGGUUUCCCCGGACCCCAGGGACCCUACUAUUGUGGUGUGGGUGCCAAUAAAGUUUAUGCCCGAGAUAUCGUUGAUGCUCACUAUAGAGCUUGCUUGUAUGCUGGCAUUAAAGUUUCUGGCACCAAUGCUGAGGUGAUGCCUGCCCAAUGGGAAUAUCAAGUGGGACCAUGUUUGGGCAUUUCCAUUGGUGAUGAUUUGUGGAUGUCAAGAUUCUUGUUACAUCGCAUUGCUGAAGAAUUUGGAAUUGUAGCCACCUUGGAUCCCAAGCCCAUGCCCGGUGACUGGAAUGGCACUGGUGCCCAUACAAAUGUUUCCACCAAGACCAUGCGUCUGGAUGGUGGCAUUAAGCAAAUUGAAGAGGCUGUGGCCAAGCUCUCCAAACACCAUGAACGUCACAUUCGUGCCUACGAUCCCAAGCAGGGUCAGGACAAUGCUCGUCGCUUGACUGGCAAACAUGAAACCUCUUCGAUUAAUGACUUCAGUGCCGGUGUGGCCAAUCGUGGCUGUUCCAUUCGCAUUCCUCGUGGUGUCAAUGACGAUGGCAAAGGUUACUUUGAAGAUCGUCGCCCCAGCUCAAACUGUGAUCCCUAUUCAGUUGUGGAGGCUAUACUGCGUACAAUUUGUUUAGAUGAAUAAGAAGUUGCAA
Messenger RNA from Stomoxys calcitrans (stable fly), 1410 nucleotides. RefSeq names its product glutamine synthetase 2 cytoplasmic (gene Gs2). NCBI's taxonomy places the organism in Eukaryota, Metazoa, Arthropoda, Insecta, Diptera, Muscidae. The record is from RefSeq and is a predicted model, not a curated record. Bases 291 to 1400 code for a protein of 369 amino acids. Gene Ontology annotation, molecular function: glutamine synthetase activity. The transcript is spliced from 6 exons. Gene Ontology annotation, cellular component: cytoplasm.